CACACUGAGCACUCGUGCACUCGCUUCAUCGGCUUUUACUGCACAGUUUAGCCAGUGAUUUUACUGUGACUGAUCGUUUCACGUGCACUCCUAUUUUUUCCCACAUCAUUUCGCUUCUCUGACCACUUUCUUUAUUUACACCGCAGGCACCCGGUGCGUUACUUUUCUGGUCUGACUUUUUUUUUAAACGGAAGAUGUUUUUAAUGAGAUGCAAAUUGCGCUGCGGUUGACUCCGAUGUUGCGCGUCGCUACUUUUACAGAAGUUUCUUCAGUUUCAGAAUAACAUUUUCCCCUGCCGCAUCCUGGCGCGAGGUUGCGUGCAGCGCGCGACGGAUUAAAUGGAUUAAUUACCACAUCUUCACCUCAGUUUUCCAACAACUGGCUUAUAUCGAGUUUGUUUGGAGGCGCGUAAUUCAACGGGGUUUUAAAAAUGAGCGAAAUAAACACCGAGGAGGACAGUCAACAAGAAAACGAGUGUCUCAGCGGCAAGGACUCGGACCGUCAACUUCGCCUGAGAUUGUGCGUUUUAAAUGAGAUAUUGAACACUGAACGGGAUUACGUGAGAAACUUGGCAUUUCUGCAGUCGGCUUUUCUUCAGAGGAUUAGACAAACUGCAGAAAACCAGCAAUGUCUGACUCAGGAGCAGGUCAAGGUUUUGUUUUCCAACAUCGAAUCCAUUUUGGAUGUCCAUCGCGACUUCCUUUCCACUCUAGAUGCCAGUUUGCAGCCUGAACCCCAGGCGCAUCAUUCUCUCGGACAUGUUUUCCUCCAGUUUAAAGUGCGUUUUUCAGUGUAUGGCGAAUACUGUAGUAACCAUGAGAAAGCACUCAGACUACUGAUGGAGCUCAACAAGAUCCCUCACAUACGGGCUUUUCUGCUGCACCUCAUGUUGUUAGGUGGUAAGAAGAGCACAGAUGUUCCUCUUGAAGGGUAUCUCCUCUCGCCUAUACAGAGGAUCUGUAAAUACCCUUUGCUAUUAAGGGAACUUUUGAAGAGGACUCCUAAGAAGCAUUCAGAUUACCCUGCAGUAGAGGAAGCCCUGCAGGCCAUGAAAGCUGUGUGCUGCAACAUCAACGAGACCAAGCGGCAGAUGGAGAAAUUAGAGGCUCUUGAGAUAUUACAGUCACACAUAGAGGGAUGGGAGGGAACAAACUUGACUGAUAUUUGUACCGAACUGCUGCUCCAAGGCAACUUGUUGAAGAUAUCAGCUGGAAACAUUCAGGAACGAGUCUUCUUUCUGUUUGACAACCUCCUAGUCUACUGCAAGAGGAAGUCAAGAGUGUCAGGGAAGAAAUCCACCAAAAGGACGAAAUCCAUCAACGGGCCGCAGUAUGUGUUCAGAGGCCGCAUCAACACUGAGGUCAUGGAGGUCGAGAAUGUGGAAGAUGGAACUGCGGACUACCACAGUAACAACUACACAGUGACCAAUGGCUGGAAGAUCCACAACACGGCCAAAAACAAGUGGUUUGUGUGUAUGGCCAAGAAUGCUGAGGACAAGCAGAAAUGGCUAGACGCCAUUUUAAAGGAACGUGAACAGAGAGAGAGUCUGAAACUGGGGAUGGAGCGUGAUGCCUACGUCAUGAUUGCAGAGAAGGGAGAGAAGCUCUACCACAUGAUGAUGACCAAGAACAGACACCUCAUCAAAGACCGCCGCAGGAAACUCACCAACGUGCCCAAGUGCUUCUUGGGAAAUGAGUUUGUCUCAUGGCUGCUGGAGAGUGGAGAGAUCAGUAAAGCUGAGGAGGGAAUCAACCUGGGUCAAGCUCUUCUGGAGAACGGCAUCAUCCAUCAUGUGUCAGAUAAGCACCAGUUCAAGAACGAGCAGGUGUUGUACCGCUUUCGCUAUGAUGAUGGCACUUAUAAAGCCAGGAGUGAAAUGGAGGACAUCAUUUCAAAGGGAGUGAGACUUUACUGUCGUCUCCACAGUCUCUUCACACCUGUUGUCAAAGACCGAGAUCAUCAUCUAAAAACAUUUAAAUCCGUCAUACCAGCUAGCAAACUGGUGGAAUGGCUUGUUUCACAGGGUGACAGUACAAGUCGUGAAGAUGCAGUGACCCUCGGUGUUGGACUCUGCAAUGCUGGUUUCAUGCAUCACGUUCUGGAGAAGAGUGAAUUUAAAGAUGAGUCACAGUUUUUCCGCUUCUACGCCGAUGAGGAGACGGAGGGCACGAGCUCCAAGAGUAAACAGCCUCGCAGCGACUUCAAACUCAUCGAGAACAUCCUUGCCAAAUCUUUAGUGAUCCAUCCUGGAGAAGAGGAUUAUGGGUUUGAGAUUGAAGAGAAGAACAAGGCCAUUAUAGUGAAGAGUGUGAGCAGAGGAUCAUAUGCAGAGAUGGCAGGCUUGCAGCCGGGAAGAAAGAUCUACUCCAUUAAUGAGGACCUGGUGUUCCUGAGGCCCUUUUCUGAAGUGGAGACCAUGAUCAACCAGUCUUUCUGUAUACGCCGCUCACUGAGACUGCUGGUGGCCACCAAGAACAAAGAGAUUGUGAAGAUCCCAGAUGUUCAUGGCACCCUUCCGUUUGUUCUCUCUGGAUCUUGUCCACCUCACGUUCAUGCAGUGAAGAAAGGCUCGGAAGCAGCAGCAGCAGGUCUUCAGCCUGGUCAGUGUGUGCUUAAAGUCAACGGCAACAACAUGAACAAGAGCGGCUAUCAGGAAGUCCUGGAGCACUUCAGUGGCUAUCAGCCUGUUCUGGAGCAGCAAGACACUAGCUGUGGUCAGUGGGCGUACCGGGUGUAUGAGGAUGUGGAGGAGCAGAUGUCUUUCAGAGGUUGUGAGAAUGGCUCAGAUUCAGAGGACGGCUGCACUAAUGGAACAGGCUCUGUGAGAAGAUUGGAGCAGUUGUCCAUCUCUGAUGAUGGUCCUUUGGUCAGUCUGAAUGUGGACAAUGUUCAUGUUGAACAUGGGGUUGUGUAUGAGUACGUCAGCCCAGCAGGCAUCAAACACUGUGUGCUGGAGAAGAUGGUGGAGCCCAAGGGCUGCUUCAACCUUACUGCAAAGAUACUGAAAGCUUUUGUGAAGGAUGACAGUCUAUUUGUGAAGAGCUGUCGGCAGCUAAUGGCUCUGAAUGAUAAGGUGGUGACGAUGCCACAGUUUGAGUUUCGAAACAUCUGUGACACCAAGCUGGAGAGUAUAGAUAAACGCAUUAGCAGCUACAAACAGUUUGUGGAGGAACUGCAGACGAAUGCCUGGCCCACGUUUAAGCAGGCGAGCACUAAACCGCACAUUCUGGGCUGCAUGGACUUCGUCCCCACCAACUGUCACCUUAACCUGAUGCAGGUGUCCUGCCCGAAAAAUACCUCCUCAGCCGGACGGGCCUUUAGCAUCCGCUUUGGUCGCAAGAACUCCUUCUUCGGGCUUGAUCCUGACCAAGCGAACCUGAAUCCCAUGUCCCACUCUGUACACUGUGUGACCAGCAUGGGGGCUCCGUCCUUCAGUUGCCAGAGUUUCAAUGAAGAGACUGAGAAUGGUGAAGGGAACUCAGAGGACAGCAGGAAGCAUGAAGAGGGAGGUCUCAGCUUCCUUCUCAAACAGGAAGACACUGAGAGCCAGGACAAUUAUAUUUGCCUCUAUAACCGCCUGGACAUUGCAGUCAGAGAGAUGAAGCAAUACGUGGCCCAGAUAGAUGUACUUCUGUCGUCGAUAACUGGACCAACACAACCGCAGGGCUCAGAGCCUCCAUCAUUCGAAAGCGGCCCCUCAACUUCCCCCAUUCCAGAGGAGACAGACCAAGAUAAGACUGAACAUGGCGGAAACAAGAGAGUGUGUUUCAAAGUGAACGAAGAUGAUCAGGAGGACUCUGGACACGACACCAUGAGCUACAGAGACUCGUACAGUUUUGCAACCUGCUGGUCAUGCUUCCAUUCUUGGCUUGGGGGCCCUAAAUUUGGCUGCUCCUCUCGUUGUGGGGUGGAGAAAGGCAGCUUCUGCUACUCUUCUACAGUACCUCUAGUGGGUAGAAACACAUCUGUGCAUUACCAGGUGGAAGGCAGUCGGCAGGCCAUCAGGGUGACGAUGUUCCUGGACAACUGUCAUUUCAGUGAACUGCCAACACGACUGCAGAACGGAGGCUCUCUGAAGCUGCAAUCAGUCCUCUUCACUAGAGGGCUGGAGAAGCCAGAAGGUGUGUUGUCUCAGGAUUUUGUUACCAUGGAGGAGUUUCAGCAGCGCACAAAUGCUCUCUCACUGGAGAAGGUCAAAGGUUAUUACCGCAAACUCAGGGCUUUUUAUCUAGAGAAAUCUAAUUCAGACUCGAAUUCCACUGCCAUGAAAAUAGACCAGCUCCUGCGGCCGCUCAACACUCUGGAUGACCUGUGUCGGCUCAUGCAGACAUAUAUGAAUGUAAAGGCUGGCUCUGCGGGUCAGCCUUCAGGGGUCAGUGUGCUGCUGGUGUCCUCUGAGCUCUGCAAUCGCCUCGGAGCCUGUCAGAUCACCAUGUGUGCCACCGGGAUGCAGAGGUGUACUCUGACUGUGUCAUUGGAGCAAGCAACUAUUCUGGCCAGAAACCACAGCCUCAUGCCCCGCUGCCUGAUGCAGACCAUGGACCUCAUGCGUAAACAGGGCACCAGGGUGGAGAUUUCUGCCAAAAACCUCAGAGUAAUGGACCAGAUGCCGCCUUUUGCUCCCAGGCUCUUCAGGUUAUGUUUACCCCCAUCCGAUGGAGACCUUUGAACACGGUGAUGUUCUUCUCUCAGACCUUCUAGAAACUGAGAGACAUCAAGACUGGUUUAUUAUUUUGAGAACAUCUCAACUUCUCCCGGCCAGCUUUACCCAGAGACGUCCGUCUGAGGUCAAUGACGCGAUGGGGAAAGACAACUCGCUAAUGCUAACGAUGCUAAUCUUGGCUAUCAGCGUCUGCCCACAUUGUUUGGUCUCCUGGUGGAUCUGGACUGGCACGUGAAUGGCUGUAUUAUCUCUUCCUUCCUUCCUUCGCCUUCGACUGCAAUAUUGAGUCAGCAAGUAGGGUGGUUUGGUCUGGAUGGUGAUGUCACGUUCAGAUACGUGGUGAUUAUGUGCAAUUACUGUAGCUUAGCAUGAGUGUGUCUGCACUGGGUCAGUGAGAGCUGGUGCGUUUCUCUCACUCAUAUCAGGUGUUAAAGAAAAUACUGAAAUCAUUCCGGCCUGCAAUACACGGACCAGUUUCCAUCUGAAUUCGCUUACAGGAUCACAGGGAAACUCAAACAAUAAACAAAAGUAGGAGUGCGAAAUUUCACGCUAAUCACAAUGUUGAUAUUGAUUACUAGGAGAACACAUAUUAUAUUAAUGCUCGUCCCUGGUGUUAUAGCACUUUUUAAGCAUGACUCAGUGCAGUGUUAAGAGUGUGAAUCGGCGUCAUGCAGCUGUUUGGAGAAAAGCACAAUAAAAGAAAGCUUGUGUUCUUUAGUGUUUUGUUAAAUAUACUGUACAUUGUAGAAGAAACGCAAAGGGAUCCUUUGAAAAACGAAUAGAUAUAGUAGAAUUUUAUUGAAGUUUUGUUUUUAGGUAAAUGUAUGUAUCAGAUGGAUAAGCAUAUGCUCUGUGGGAACAGCAGUGCUAUAAUUUAAAGAGUAUUAAUAACGUUAAACAAAUAUAAUAUUGUACAUCUUUCAUUUUGUAUACUUCGUGUAUAUUUGGAUAGGAAACUUUAUUGUGCUUUUACACAAUGUGUUCAGUAUUUAAAUUUCUAACUGGUCAGUAAACCAAGAAGGUCUGGAAAUUCGAACGGUGUACCUGGAUUAGUUUGGAGUAGUUAAGCUAGUAUGUACAGUACAUACAGGCUUUUGUUAUAUUUAGUUACCUUCAGUAAUUCUGACACUUGGCAAUAUUUGCUUAAUUUGAAGUAAAUAAGGUCACUAUAGUGUCAAUAAUGCAAAAAGCAUCAUCUUAUUCUGACAUUCACCUUGUUUGUAUUAUAGCUCAUAACGCAUCUCUCUCUGUUACAUUUCAGCAUGGAAGUUAGACAAUACAACAUCAGACCAUGUUGUAGUUUUACAUGUGAUGAUAAAACAUUGUAGAAAAAAAAUAAUACUUGAAUUUAAGCUAAUACAUAUCGUUUUCUCAUCAUAACUGUCCAAAGUGAAGGCUAAGAUGCAGAAUUAAUUCAGUAUUAAUUGGAUUUUAACAUUUGAUUUGGUCCUCAAACUAUAAACAAGUGUUUUUAAUCCUCAGAAUCUAUACAUUUUAAAUCUCCUCGUCUUUAAAUCACUUUAAAUCUCCUUACUGUGCUUUAUGAAGUCCACACAAAACAUUUCUGUAAAUCUAGUGAAACCCAAAGACGUAGCAUUAGCAUUAGCAUGUUCCUAUCACUGUAUAUUAAACUCUUAGGUUUUCUGUACCAUCUUGGUCCAUUAUUAUGCGAUUAGCUUCCCCUCUGAAUAUGAUCAUGACUAAUUUACCAUCGCUAAUCAGUCAGCUCGAACAUGAACAUGAUAUGCACACAUUGAAGAUUUUAAACUGCUGAUCUGUCUACAGUACUACUUAAAGUAUAUAUUGCCAAUUUUAACAUGCCUCGGUUUCAAGUGUACUUUCAGCUCAAAGAGCGGAACAUUUUCAGCGGUGCUCACAAAACAAGCCUUUCUUUUGGGGGCCUUAUAGUUUAUAGUCUUUAUCUCUGUUUCGUUUGUUUGUUUCAUUUGCAAAAGCCUUUUUUAAUCUUCCAGAUUUUGAUUGUUCCUAUUAAUAAGAGCAGUUUAAUCAAACCUCAGCGGUGGAGUGAAGGAGUGGGUCUAAUCUGCAUCUGCAAGUAUUUAACUUAUAGUUUUUAUUCAUGUUUGACUGUGAAGUCUCACUGUGUCCUCAUUUGUGCUUUAUAAGUAAAUUAAAUGGCUCUUAAACUUUUUCCUGCUGGCGAUGUUAAGCAUAUAUCCAGUUGUUUUAACUCAUUGUAUAAAGUUUUCCUUUCCGAUGAUGUGUUAUUAGCUGUAUGUCUUAUGAAUAGGUUCUCCAAGAUUGCACCUUCAGGCAGAACUGAGGACCUGUGCUAAAUCAUUGGGUCUGGAUUCUCAGGAUUGUCUCAUUACAGAUGUAAAAAAAAAAAUGCCUUGUACCCCAAAGCUCAGUGUCAUUUCUCAUUUCCCAAUGCAGCCCUGAUAACCGUGUGGUGGUUUUAUAGCACCCUUCGGUCUGACUGGCGUAAUUCAUUAGAUCUCUCAGUGAAGCUCUGCUAGGUUUGUCUCUUUGCUGUAUUUAAUGCAUUGCUAAUAUCAAACAAAAUAAAAGAGUAUGUUUAUAAUUUA
This is a messenger RNA of Danio aesculapii, 7212 nucleotides long. It is a transcript of the gene prex1, whose product is annotated as phosphatidylinositol-3,4,5-trisphosphate-dependent Rac exchange factor 1. The transcript has 34 exons. The record is from RefSeq and is a predicted model, not a curated record. Gene Ontology annotation, molecular function: protein binding; guanyl-nucleotide exchange factor activity. NCBI's taxonomy places the organism in Eukaryota, Metazoa, Chordata, Actinopteri, Cypriniformes, Danionidae. Gene Ontology annotation, biological process: intracellular signal transduction. The coding region runs from base 431 to 4669 and encodes 1412 amino acids.